GGGCUGCGCUCGCUCCAGCCGCGGCUCUAGAGCAGCGGGCGGCGGGACCCGGGACCCAGCUUGGCGACGGCGGUCGCGACGCGGGCCCCCAGGAUCUCCCGGCGCCCCACCUCUGGAGCAGCCCCUGCCGCCAGCGUCAGGACCACCCCGGAAUCAGAGACCCGCGGCGCCGAACGGACCCGGGCCGGGUGCAACGGGGUCCCUGGACUGGAGAAGACGCGGGUGGCACCGUGCGAGCUCCAGGAGCCCCGGGUCCACUGCGAGGCCUCGGGGGACGCAGACCUGCAGAGACUGCGGCCAACGGGAAGAAAUAAAGGGAUUAUAGUCCACCCAAUUCACAGACUUCUGAGACUCAGACACGAGGAGAGAUAGAGAACCACCAAUCUCUAGAUCAACAAGCAAAGGAGGUGCCCAGCCUGUUUGUCUUCAUUGUGACACUGGAGUCUGGAUGCUGGGAAGUCCAAGAUCAGGGUGCCGGCAUGGUCAGUUCCUGGCGAAGCCUCUCUUCUAGGUUUCAGACUGCCCUCUUUGUUGUGUCCUCGAAUGGCAGAAAAAGGGGUGGCUGUUGGAGGAAGGGAGGAGAGUAAAUGAAGAGAAAGAACUGGAAUAACCUCUUGCAGAAAAAAAAAAAAAAGGGAAGCAAGCUUAGCUGUACACCCUGAGUCUUGCAAAAGCUGCAGCCCCACCCAGGAGCAGGGUGGUGGCUGGGGCGAUGGUGGACGCCCUGAAGAUGUCCCAUGGCUACUGAAGGGGCUGCCCAGUUAGGGAACAGACUGGCGGGCAUGGUGUGUAGCUUAUGGGUGCUGCUCCUGGUGUCUUCAGUUCUGGCUCUGGAAGAGGUAUUGCUGGACACCACUGGAGAGACAUCUGAGAUUGGCUGGCUCACCUACCCACCAGGGGGGUGGGACGAGGUGAGUGUUCUGGACGACCAGCGACGCCUGACUCGGACCUUUGAGGCAUGUCAUGUGGCAGGGGCCCCUCCAGGCACCGGGCAGGACAAUUGGCUGCAGACACACUUUGUGGAGCGGCGCGGGGCCCAGAGGGCGCACAUUCGCCUCCACUUCUCUGUGCGGGCAUGCUCCAGCCUGGGCGUGAGCGGCGGCACCUGCCGGGAGACCUUCACCCUUUACUACCGUCAGGCUGAGGAGCCCGACAGCCCUGACAGCGUUUCCUCCUGGCACCUCAAACGCUGGACCAAGGUGGACACAAUUGCAGCAGACGAGAGCUUUCCCUCCUCCUCCUCCUCCUCUUCUUCCUCUGCAGCGUGGGCUGUGGGACCCCACGGGGCUGGGCAGCGGGCUGGACUGCAACUGAACGUCAAAGAGCGGAGCUUUGGGCCUCUCACCCAACGCGGCUUCUACGUGGCCUUCCAGGACACGGGAGCCUGCCUGGCCCUGGUUGCUGUCAGGCUCUUCUCCUACACCUGCCCCGCCGUGCUCCGAUCCUUUGCCUCCUUUCCAGAGACUCAGGCCAGUGGGGCUGGGGGGGCCUCCCUGGUGGCAGCUGUGGGCACCUGUGUGGCUCAUGCAGAGCCAGAGGAGGAUGGAGUAGGGGGCCAGGCGGGAGGCAGCCCCCCCAGGCUGCACUGCAACGGGGAGGGCAAGUGGAUGGUAGCUGUCGGAGGCUGCCGCUGCCAGCCUGGAUUCCAACCAGCACGAGGAGACAGGGCCUGCCAAGCCUGCCCACGGGGGCUCUAUAAGGCUUCUGCUGGGAAUGCUCCCUGCUCACCAUGCCCUGCCCGCAGCCACGCUCCCAACCAAGCAGCCCCCGUUUGCCCCUGCCUGGAGGGCUUCUACCGGGCCAGUUCCGACCCACCAGAGGCCCCCUGCACUGGUCCUCCAUCGGCUCCCCAGGAGCUUUGGUUUGAGGUGCAAGGCUCAGCACUCAUGCUACACUGGCGCCUGCCUCGGGAGCUGGGGGGUCGAGGAGACCUGCUCUUCAAUGUCGUGUGCAAGGAGUGUGAAGGCCGCCAGGAGCCUGCCAGCGGUGGUGGGGGCACUUGUCGCCGCUGCAGGGAUGAGGUCCACUUCGACCCUCGCCAGAGAGGCCUGACUGAGAGCCGAGUGUUAGUGGGGGGACUCCGGGCACAUGUACCCUACAUCUUAGAGGUGCAGGCUGUCAAUGGGGUGUCUGAGCUCAGCCCUGACCCUCCUCAGGCUGCAGCCAUCAAUGUCAGCACCAGCCAUGAAGUGCCCUCUGCUGUCCCUGUGGUGCACCAGGUGAGCCGGGCAUCCAACAGCAUUACGGUAUCCUGGCCGCAGCCCGACCAGACCAAUGGGAACAUCCUGGACUAUCAGCUCCGCUACUAUGACCAGGCAGAAGACGAAUCCCACUCCGUCACCCUGACCAGCGAGACCAACACUGCCACCGUGACACAGCUGAGCCCUGGCCACAUCUAUGGUUUCCAGGUGCGGGCCCGGACUGCUGCCGGCCACGGCCCCUAUGGGGGCAAAGUCUAUUUCCAGACGCUUCCUCAAGGGGAGCUGUCCUCCCAGCUUCCGGAGAGACUCUCCUUGGUGAUCGGCUCCAUCCUGGGGGCUUUGGCCUUCCUCCUGCUGGCAGCCAUCACCGUGCUGGCGGUUGUCUUCCAGCGGAAGCGGCGUGGGACUGGCUACACAGAGCAGCUGCAGCAAUACAGCAGCCCAGGACUCGGGGUGAAGUAUUACAUCGACCCCUCCACCUACGAGGACCCCUGCCAGGCCAUCCGAGAACUUGCCCGGGAGGUUGAUCCUGCUUAUAUCAAGAUUGAGGAGGUCAUUGGGACAGGCUCUUUUGGAGAAGUGCGCCGGGGCCGCCUGCAGCCGCGGGGACGGAGGGAGCAGACUGUGGCCAUCCAGGCCCUGUGGGCCGGGGGCGCCGAAAGCCUGCAGAUGACCUUCCUGGGCCGGGCCGCGGUGCUGGGUCAGUUCCAGCACCCCAACAUCCUGCGGCUGGAGGGUGUGGUCACCAAGAGCAGACCCCUCAUGGUGCUGACGGAGUUCAUGGAGCUUGGCCCCCUGGACAGCUUCCUCAGGCAACGGGAGGGCCAGUUCAGCAGCCUGCAGCUGGUGGCCAUGCAGCGGGGAGUGGCUGCUGCCAUGCAGUACCUGUCCAGCUUUGCCUUCGUCCAUCGCUCGCUGUCUGCCCACAGCGUGCUGGUGAAUAGCCACUUGGUGUGCAAGGUGGCCCGUCUUGGCCACAGUCCUCAGGGCCCAAGUUGUUUGCUUCGUUGGGCAGCCCCAGAGGUCAUCGCACAUGGAAAGCAUACAACAUCCAGUGAUGUCUGGAGCUUUGGGAUACUCAUGUGGGAAGUGAUGAGUUAUGGAGAACGGCCUUACUGGGACAUGAGUGAGCAGGAGGUACUAAAUGCAAUAGAACAGGAGUUCCGGCUGCCCCCGCCUCCAGGCUGUCCUCCUGGAUUACAUCUACUUAUGUUGGACACUUGGCAGAAGGACCGUGCCCGGCGGCCUUAUUUUGACCAGCUGGUGGCUGCAUUCGACAAGAUGAUCCGCAAGCCAGAUACCCUGCAGGCUGGCGGGGACCCAGGGGAAAGGCCUUCCCAGGCCCUUCUGACCCCUGUGGCCCUGGACUUUCCUUGUCUGGACUCACCCCAGGCCUGGCUUUCAGCCAUUGGACUGGAGUGCUACCAGGACAACUUCUCCAAGUUUGGCCUCUGUACCUUCAGUGAUGUGGCUCAGCUCAGCCUGGAAGACCUGCCUGCCCUGGGCAUCACCCUGGCUGGCCACCAGAAGAAGCUGCUGCACCACAUCCAGCUCCUUCAGCAACACCUGAGGCAGCAGGGCUCAGUGGAAGUCUGAGAAUGACGAUGCCCGUGACUCAGCCCUGGACACUGGUCCGAGAAGGGACGUGUGGGACGUGAGCCGGGCUCCAACAGCCUCUGAGAGAGAUGCCCCACACCAAACCCGACCCUCCCGAUGGCUGCAUUCCCCGGUCCUCCUCCUCUCCACCAGCCCCCUCCUCAUUAAAGGGAAAGAAGGGAAUUUGCAA
This is a messenger RNA of Nomascus leucogenys (northern white-cheeked gibbon), 3987 nucleotides long. RefSeq names its product EPH receptor B6 (gene EPHB6). The record is from RefSeq and is a predicted model, not a curated record. Gene Ontology annotation, biological process: protein phosphorylation; cell surface receptor protein tyrosine kinase signaling pathway; axon guidance. Lineage: Eukaryota; Metazoa; Chordata; Mammalia; Primates; Hylobatidae. Gene Ontology annotation, molecular function: protein binding; transmembrane-ephrin receptor activity; ATP binding. Gene Ontology annotation, cellular component: neuron projection; plasma membrane.